AUGAAAGUUCGGAUUUUGCAGUUGGUGGCACUAUGGGUUUUGAUAGUGGCAAUUCACGAUCACCAUGUCAUGGCAAACGAUGGUGGCAUUUAUACACAUCCCGGGCCUAUAAUUCGACUGCAUGCCUCUGGAGAAGGUAGGAAGGCUAUCAAUGAUUCAAGGCCGUUGUCUAUCGUCGGUGCAGGCAGUAAACUCUGCGUUUCAGUAAACAGAUUCGUGCCCAAGCUAGUGGAUUGCAAGGCCGACACAAAAGAGCAAAAAUGGGAGUUCUAUACAGAUGGUACUUUGCGGACAGAGACGGACCUUAGCAUGUGCCUCACUUGUAAUGACCUAACCCAAGGAAGCGACAUUCUCGUUCUCCCAUGCAACUUCAGUUCGUCUGAUUAUAUAGUUUGGAAAUAUAGGUCCUCUGAUAAAGCCAUUAUUAAUGUUGUCACUGAACUAGUAAUGGAUUUGCGCAGUGGUCAAACAGAAGGCGCUCAACAAAUGUUUCUUUGGGAAUCCCUAGAUAAAGACAACCAGAUGUGGUAUCUAGAAGCAUGA
This is a messenger RNA of Populus nigra (black poplar), 543 nucleotides long. RefSeq names its product abrin-a-like. Bases 1 to 543 code for a protein of 180 amino acids. Lineage: Eukaryota; Viridiplantae; Streptophyta; Magnoliopsida; Malpighiales; Salicaceae. The transcript has a single exon. The record is from RefSeq and is a predicted model, not a curated record.